Fraxinus pennsylvanica is the source of this 1263-nucleotide messenger RNA. The record is from the annotation of a GenBank genome assembly. Lineage: Eukaryota; Viridiplantae; Streptophyta; Magnoliopsida; Lamiales; Oleaceae.
AUGCAUUUGGAUACGGUAUGGGAGAAAAGAGCUGCAGAAUCAUGGAACCGAACACUCGAGUCCUAUGAGCCAAAUCCAGAAAAGAUAGUCAUGCACCUCAACGAAAAUAUCCACAGGAGUUUGAAGGAAUUAAAUACAGAAGAUGGAUUGAAUAGCACAAGACGACAACUAAAUCAGGCCAAUAAUGGUGAAUGCAUGGCAACAAACCCGAUUGACAGGUGCUGGAGGUGCCAACCCAACUGGGCCGAUAAUCGAAAAAGGCUUGCAGAUUGUGCCCUCGGGUUCGGGUACAAGACCGAGGGUGGAAAGGCUGGGAAGUUCUACGUGGUAACAGAUUCAUCCGACGAUGAAAUGGUCAAUCCUAAACCCGGAACCCUACGCCAUGCCGUCAUCCAAAAGGAGCCAUUGUGGAUCAUAUUUGAACGAAGUAUGGACAUAAAGUUGAACCAAGAAUUAAUAAUGGAAGGCGAUAAAACGAUUGACGGCCGUGGUGCGACGAUCCAUAUUGCUCAUGGGGCAGGCAUUACUAUUCAAUUUGUGAAGAAUGUGAUAAUCCAUGGACUUUACAUUCAUGACAUUGUUCCGGCCAGCGGAGGCAUUAUUAGGGAUUCCGUUGAACAUUAUGGAUUCCGAACCAAGAGUGAUGGGGAUGGCAUUUCAAUAUUUGGGUCUCAAAAUAUUUGGAUUGAUCAUGUUUCAAUGAAAAAUUGCUACGACGGACUCAUUGAUGCAAUUCAAGCAUCCACGGGGAUCACUAUCUCCAACGGUCACUACACUGAUCAUAAUGAGGUGAUGCUUUUUGGUGGAAGCAAUAGCUACACGCAGGACGAGAAGAUGCAAAUAACAGUUGCUUUCAAUCAUUUUGGCAAGAGAUUGGUACAAAGAAUGCCAAGAUGUCGAUAUGGUUACAUCCAUGUUGUCAACAAUGAUUACACACACUGGAAUAUGUAUGCAGUUGGUGGCAGUCAACAUCCUACCAUUAUUAGCCAGGGCAAUCGAUACACCGCACCUCCUCAAAAUGCCUUUGCGAAGGAGGUGACAAAGAGGGACUAUGCUGAAGAAUCGGAAUGGAAGCAAUGGACAUGGAGAUCAGAAGGAGAUCUUUUCUUACAAGGAGCAUUUUUUAUUCAAUCUGGAGACCCGAAUUGGUCUAAGAAACACCCGGAAAGUUCUGAUGCCCUACCCGCUGCCCCCGCUACACAGGUCUACGAGCUCACAAAAUUCGCAGGGCCACUAAAAUGCAUGGUUGGAAAACCAUGUUAG